This is a messenger RNA of Podospora pseudocomata, 852 nucleotides long. RefSeq lists its product as uncharacterized. NCBI's taxonomy places the organism in Eukaryota, Fungi, Ascomycota, Sordariomycetes, Sordariales, Podosporaceae. The coding region runs from base 1 to 852 and encodes 283 amino acids. The transcript has a single exon. The record is from RefSeq and is a predicted model, not a curated record. Gene Ontology annotation, molecular function: ATPase activator activity; protein-folding chaperone binding. Gene Ontology annotation, biological process: protein complex oligomerization; [2Fe-2S] cluster assembly. Gene Ontology annotation, cellular component: mitochondrion.
AUGCUGUCCUCGCUUGUGUCGUCCUCGCGGCGCGCGGCAUCACAAAUGUGUGCCUCUUGUCAAAGAGAGGCGAAGAACUCACUGAGAUCGAGAGCAGCCUUUUCCAGCCUGUCUGUAACCCCCAGAGAAAGAUGCCAAACAUCAAUGUCAGGGAGUACACCCAGGAUAUCACUCCUCCAGCCCCGACAACAGCGGUGGUCCUCCUCCUCCUCCUCCUCCUCCUCCUCUUCUUCUUCUUCUUCUUCACCAUCAGAACCAACACCAGCCUCAAAAGACGGGAGCAAGAAGAGGAAAACCCCCCCAUUCUACGCCCUCUUCCCCCAGACCCUCCCCCUCGGCCCACCUCCCUCGGGACCCUUCCACAUCCCCCUCCGCACCCUCCGCAACGAGUUCCUCAAGCUCCAAGCCCUCUCCCACCCAGACUUUGCCCACUCCUCCGCGUCCGCCAGUGCCAAAUCCGCCGCGACGACCAACUCUGCCAUUAUCAACACGGCCUACAAAACGCUAUCCAACCCUCUCUUGCGCGCGCAGUAUCUCUUGCAUGAGCUGUACGAUGUCGACUUGGCGGGUGAUGAGGCGGGGACGCAUGCGGAGCCUGACCCGGAGCUGUUGAUGACUGUUUUGGAGAGUAGGGAGAUCAUUGAGGAGGCGGACACGGAGCAGGAUUUGGAGGAGCUGAGGGAGGAGAAUGAGAAGAGGAUUGAGGAGGCGGAGAGGGGGUUGGAGGAGGCUUUCAAGGUGGAGGAUGUGGAACGGGCGAAGGAGGAGGCGGUGAGGUUGAGGUACUGGAUGAAUAUUAGGGAGGGGAUGGAUAAUUGGGAGAGGGGGAAGGGGGUGGUCUUGCAGCAUUGA